Molecule: messenger RNA, 828 nt
Organism: Akanthomyces muscarius
Lineage: Eukaryota; Fungi; Ascomycota; Sordariomycetes; Hypocreales; Cordycipitaceae
Exons: 1
Coding region: 1-828 (275 amino acids)
Biological process (GO): nucleobase-containing compound metabolic process
Molecular function (GO): nucleic acid binding; 3'-5' exonuclease activity
Source: RefSeq, a predicted model, not a curated record
AUGACUGCCUCAAUCACUUCAGAAUCAACCUCCGACAUCUUGCAGAUCUCUGACAGCCUCCGCAAGGUUGAAAUAGGCAACACUGCACCGUACGAAUUUAUUGACACGGCCUCUGUACUGUCGGGGGUGCUGGACAUUCUGCAUGGCCUACCAACUGUUCCUCCUUCAAUCUUUAUCGAUCUAGAGGGCGAAAACCUUUCCAGGCAUGGCACCAUUUCGAUACUGCAGAUACAUGUCCUGCCACUUAAGCGAACGUACCUUAUCGACUUAUACACGCUGGAUGAAACAGCCUUCAGCGUCACUGGAGCGAGAGGACAGACGUUGAAACAGAUUCUCGAGUCUUCUAAGAUUCCAAAAGUCAUUUUUGAUGUGCGAAAUGAUUCAGACGCCUUAUACAAGCACUUCAACAUCCGCUUGGCCGGCAUGCAGGAUCUCCAGCUAAUGGAGGUUGCCACGCGAUCCUUUGGUAGGAAGCAUGUCAAUGGUCUGGCCAAGUGCAUUGAGCGAGACGCGUCAUUGUCUGCAGCUGAAAGACAACGGUGGAAAGACUGCAAAGAGACAGGUAUUCGACUUUUUGCGCCGGAGCGUGGAGGUAGUUAUAAGGUGUUCAAUCACCGCCCAAUGUCCAAGGAGAUCCUGCAGUACUGCGUCCAGGACGUGCAUUUUAUGCCGCGCCUAUGGGCAUACUACAACGGGAAGAUGACACCACAAUGGCACCAGAGGGCUGAAAUUGAAUCGAAGGAGAGAGUGAAACUGUCUCAGUCGCCGAGUUAUGUCAGCCAUGGGCCUCACAAGGCACUGGCCCCUCGUGGCUGGCUCUACUUAUAA